Arabis nemorensis is the source of this 504-nucleotide messenger RNA. NCBI's taxonomy places the organism in Eukaryota, Viridiplantae, Streptophyta, Magnoliopsida, Brassicales, Brassicaceae. The record is from the annotation of a GenBank genome assembly.
AUGGCUGGUAUGCUUGCCGGAGUUGAGUGUGCUAGGAGGCGGCGAUUCCACGGCGGUGCUCCACCGAUUGAGUUAUCCAACACGGCUUCUGCGGCGGCAGCGGCUGGACAUGUCUGGACUCGGCGACCAUCGUUCUCUCUCUACACUACCAAUCACGAGAGCCACCAGGCCCAUGUCUCUUUCUCGGAAAGAAUUGUUCGGAACAAAUCUUUUGGUGAAGAUAACGAUGAGAAGCUUGAAGGAGCAGCCAAAGUGGCGAAGGAGAGGCUGGACGAGCGGCUGAGAAACCCACGCAAAAGGCAAAAUGGUAAAGAAAAAGUGAUUAAAUCGGAGCAAUGGAAAGGUAAAGGUAAACCUCAUGGGGAGUUACCAACAGAGGUAGUGGGAUUAAAGAAGAGCGGAGGAAGACUGAUCGAAUGGUUCGGGUUGCGAGUCAGAGAACAAGAAGAUUGCGCUAUAUGUCUAGACCGGUUCAAGACGGAACGGAUAUUUGGAAUUAAUUGA